AUGUCGACCAGUUCCAAAGCUGGUACUGAUGCCGUUCUGCUCGUCGGCGAGAAGGAUCGUGGUGGUCGUGGUGGUCGUGGUCGUAGGGGUCGUGGUGGGCGUGGUGGGCGUGGUGGGCGUGGCGGCCGCGGUGGACAUCAUGUCCUUAAGUUCAAGAAUUCUCGUUCCUGCGGUGCUUGUGCCGGUCGAGGCAUACACCACAAGUAUGACUGCCCCCAAAAUCCCCGACUUGUUCGCCCUCCCUCCAUUGGUGUCCAAGUCACUGGCAGUCAUAACGUGGUGAUGAACUUCCCGGAGCUGCCCUUGGGCCUGGGCUUCGGCCCAAAUUUGACUACCACCGGGGGCUUCGCCCCCCAAAAUUUCAACAACUGGGUAGGGGGUGCCCGUAAUCUCGCCGUAAACCCGCUGGCUUUAUACCAGCAGCAACAGCAAUUGAUGCAGCUAUUGCUGCAAGGGGGCCCCACCCUUAAUUUCCAAAAUCUGUCUGCCGCCCUCCCAAACCAUCCUAAUAUUGCGGAGGAUGAGGAGAAUGAAAGAGAAGAAGAAGAGGAGGAGGAGGAAGAGGAAGAGAAGAUUGAGCAGAUGGAGGAGUAA
Molecule: messenger RNA, 594 nt
Organism: Penicillium macrosclerotiorum
Lineage: Eukaryota; Fungi; Ascomycota; Eurotiomycetes; Eurotiales; Aspergillaceae
Exons: 4
Coding region: 1-594 (197 amino acids)
Source: RefSeq, a predicted model, not a curated record